Paramecium tetraurelia is the source of this 999-nucleotide messenger RNA. RefSeq lists its product as uncharacterized. Lineage: Eukaryota; Ciliophora; Oligohymenophorea; Peniculida; Parameciidae. The transcript is spliced from 6 exons. The record is from RefSeq and is a predicted model, not a curated record.
AUGGGGAAUUGCCAAUGUCAAUCUGCUGAAAUCCAAAAGACCGAAGAAAUGCAGCCUCUCGAAUUCAAAUAGGAGAACUAUAAUAGUUUCGAGGAUCAACAAUUACAGUUUUGCCAGGCUCAACAAAUAUUAUAAUAAGAGACCAUUAAGUCCAAUAAUGAAACAUCUGAUGACACUCAUAGACCUAAUCCGUAAUUAGUGUGGCAAACACAGACGUAGUUCACCACUUAUAAUCUCAUAGUUCAGAAAAUUAUGGAUGAAUUGGGCCCAUUCGAAUUAAAUGACCAGGAAGGCUAUUUCUAUGGAGUCUAUGAGUAAAAAGAUGGUUCGCUCUAUAGAGGUUGUUGGCAUCAAGGCCAAAAAUUUGGAUAUGGAAGCUUAAUCUAUCAAGAUGGCUCCGUCUUUUAAGGGCAAUGGAGAAAGGAUAAGGCGAAUGGCAAAGGAAGAAUGAUCUACACUGACGGAGACUGGUACGAAGGGGAUUGGACUGAUGAUUUAAAGCAUGGCAAUGGAAAAUAUGUACAUUGCGAUGGAACCAUCUAUGAAGGAGAAUGGGAAAAUGAUUGCUAGAAUGGGUAAGGAUAAGAAUAAUUCAUCGACGGAUCCACCUAUAAGGGGUAGUUUAAAAAUGGCAAGAAGAACGGAUUUGGCCAUUAUGUUUGGGUUGAUGGAUAAAGUUAUGAAGGACAGUUUGAAUCCAAUUACUUCUGUGGUUUUGGAAAAUAUGUGUGGACUGAUGGCAGAUAAUAUGAGGGUUAAUGGUUAAAUGGAAGUAUGAAUGGGAAUGGCAUCAUGAAAUGGCCAGAUGGAAGAAAGUAUGAAGGAUAAUAUUGUAAUGACAAAAAGCAUGGAUAAGGAGUCAUAGAAUGGCCUGAUGGUAGGAAAUAUUCAGGAUAAUGGGAAUUGGGAAAACAACAUGGAAUUGGAGAAUAUUUUAAUGGGUAAAUCAAAAAAAAAGGUUAAUGGAACUAUGGCAAGCGACUCAAAUGGUUAGAUUGA